AUGCCUUAUCCAAUGCCGAGACCUAUCCCGACAAGCUCCUCAACCGCACGAGAGCGAGGAGAUCAUGUUUUUACUGGUAGCCCGGGUGCUGGACCACGAUCUGUAUCCCCGGUGAGAAACACGGGCAUGAGAAGGAGAUCAUCAACCUUCAAGAACGCACUGUUUUCCAUACUCGGCAGCAGCAAUUCAGCGGUACAGGAAGAAUCGUCUAAUCUGCCGAAAAACCAUUCUACCGGGAGUAUAAGUGGUGGAGGUUCCACGAGAAGGGGAAGUUUAGCAGUUCCUGAAGCCACUGCAUGUUCAAAAUCGAGAAGUCAGCGGGAUUAUGCUAUGCCCGCUGCCGAUGGAGAAGAGAUGGCUGUCUCCUUUUCGUUUCAAGGAUCUGAUGUAGGUCCUGACGAAUAUAUUCCUCGUUCUGCUACGACGACUUCCUCAAUGACAAGUCGCUCUGCUGGUUCACAGUCUCUGCAGUCGUUUGGGAAAGAAUUCUUAACACAGUAUCUCACCGACAGGGGUCUGCUCCUGUCAAGAGUCAUAUCUGAGACUCCCGAUCUUCGACUGACUGUCGCAACUAGCGGAGAUCAUGUCUUUUUACCGACGAUGUCGUCGAACGAUGACGAGUAUUUAGCCAGGUUGAACGGGUUGCGCGGGGAAGAGGAGGCUAUGGAGAUAGAGCCUGAGUUUUCGUUAGAUAGACCCUCGAGCGACGUUCCGACUGGGGCGGAAUCACAGUUACGGGAGUCAUUAGAAUCGGAACUGGCUAAUGAAGAGAGUGCCAUAAGCGACGAUGAUUCAGAUCUUUCAGAAGAUGGUAAUGGAGAAUCUGGUGUCGAUUACGCGGACAAUCAAGGUCAACGUGCUAAAAACUCGGCGACUGCGUCACCUGUCACACCUACAUUCGAAAUCGAUAGUUCAAUGGCUACCUACACAAUAGCUGUCGUAUUGAGUUUGAAUAAACAAACUACACUAUCCAAUAUCAAAGGUGAAUUGUGUUUACGAGUUAGAGUACAUUGGCACAACGGUGUGCCUCCGACCAAGUCAUUCUAUGAGGAAUUUUACUGUGCUGGAUCAAUGGAAUGGGAUUUAAAUCCUGAGAAUGCAAACCUUUUUGUACCUCAGAAUGUCUCAUCGGAAGAGAGAAUUAUAGAGAACAAUAGAAACCUUAGACCGAUGAGACUUUUCAAGAAUAUAUCGGAUGAGAACAGGUUCUAUUUAGACAAAAACAAAACAAGAACCGAACUUUUAAAGAAAGUGAACCUCCGCAAAACGCAAGUUUUCCAAGCUGGUGAUUACGUAUUUAUCAUACCAGUUGUUUUCUCAAAUCACAUUCCUGAGUCACUGUAUCUACCAUCAGCUCGUGUUAACUACAGAUUCCGUGUUGCGACAAAGAUUGCGCAUGUUGAAGGACAGGAGUCCUCGACAGGAAAUAACCAGGAGGAACCGUCGGAGCCAAUAAAGAUACAAGAAACCGAUCACACAACUCAUAGAAGGUUCAGUAACUCAAUUUUGAAAAAGAUAAAAAAUAAUCUGCACAUAACAAAUCCAGUACAGAAUAAGGUUUAUGAUGAGACCAAAGAAAUUUAUGCAGAAUAUCCACUCGAUGUGGUGCGAACUCCACCUCUGGUAUCCAUCUCAACUGCGAACAAGCCUGUCUACAUAAAUCGUGUGUGGGCUAACUCGUUGUCAUACGAGAUUUCAUUUGCCCAGAAAUACGUUUCUCUCGGAAGCAAAGUGCCCGUUAAGAUCAAGCUAGCACCAAUGAGCAAAAACGUGUGCCUGAAAAGGCUGAAGAUAAGCCUAGUCGAAAAAAUCACAUUUGUGAGCAAAAAUUAUGAGUAUGAAUACGAUCAGAUUGAUCCCGUCGCUAAGGAUCCAUAUAAUCCUUAUUUCAGUGACUUCUCCUCAAAGAGGAAGAAAGAGCGUACUGUUUCGCUCUUAGAGGUGAGAUCAAGCGAAAAGGGCUCUCGUGCUCUUAGAGAGGAAAUAGUGCAGAACUGUGUUGAUGAAAAUUUGCUAGCCUAUAGUUCGGCUGAGGGCGAUAAUGGACAGCCAAGCAUAGGUAUUACGGAGCCGCUUAUGAUUGAAACAACUUUGGAAUUCCCAAAAUAUGAGGAUCUCAACAAGAAGACAGCUAGAACAGUACCGCCCUACGGUAUUGACAUUUACACUAGCGUACCCAACCCUGAGAUCGGAUCGCAAGCGGGUGGAAGUCACCGAAGUGGUGUGAUAGGCUUCCUUGCCAAUCGAAAAAACUCACUAGCGUCACAAGUAAAAGGAACUUCUGAUGUAAGCCAACCAGUACAAGCCCAGCCAAUAGUUGAUGAGAAAUUCCAUGAGACCAAGAUACGGACUAACGCUGGAAUUCCAGUCCAAUUUCAUACUAAUCUGAAUGUGGCGAAACGAGGUCUGUACUUGAGUAGCUUACAUUUCAGCAAUAUUUAUAGUAAGCACAAGUUGGAAUUCAUGCUCCGGAUUAGCAAACCAGAUGACAGGGAUCUCAAGAGAUUAAGACAUUAUGAAGUAUUGAUUGACACUCCCAUAUUCAUAGUCUCCGAGCUGUGUAACAGUGGUAACAUGGAUCUUCCUACCUAUGAUAUGGCUACGAACUCUCAAUUGGCUGGAGAGAUAGAUGUGGAGACUGCACCACCAACUUUUGAGGAAGCCAUUUCAGUCCCAAAUUCACCGGUACAAUCACCAGUCAUGUCACCAAUCGGUUCACCUAACGUACGUGCUAACUAUGAUCCCGAUGAGCUAUCCAUUCAGCAAAUAAACUUAUCGCGUAGCAAUUCUGCUGCUGGACCACCGGACUCGCAAGCAAUCAUUCCACCCCAAAUGACGCUAACCCAGUCGAUUGACCCCAGCCCAAGGUUCAACAACCUAGACAAGUUAUUAAGCACAACUCCCGGAGCUAGUGGAGCUGAUUUGAGCAGAUCUCCGAAUACGAGGAACUCUAACUUGGGCCUCACCAGCCAAUCGAACGGCCUAGAAGAACCAUCGCAAGCUUCAAUCAUCUUCAAGAAAGGUUAUUCUGUUUCAGCCAGGAACGCUGUACAGGGUGAUGUUAGCGAAGGAAGCUCCUCAGAAGGGCUUGACGGUGGUGUGUCGAUCAAUUCAUCGCCUCCAAGUUACGAUGAGGUUCGUCCCUUGAUGAGCGACGAAGAAUGA
Messenger RNA from Torulaspora delbrueckii, 3165 nucleotides. RefSeq names its product Ecm21p (gene ECM21). Gene Ontology annotation, biological process: ubiquitin-dependent endocytosis. The coding region runs from base 1 to 3165 and encodes 1054 amino acids. The record is from RefSeq and is a predicted model, not a curated record. The transcript has a single exon. NCBI's taxonomy places the organism in Eukaryota, Fungi, Ascomycota, Saccharomycetes, Saccharomycetales, Saccharomycetaceae. Gene Ontology annotation, cellular component: plasma membrane; cytoplasm; cytosol. Gene Ontology annotation, molecular function: protein-macromolecule adaptor activity; ubiquitin protein ligase binding.